AUGGCUGUCAAGGGUGAGACCUUAACAAGCCAUGAUAGAAUAUUGUUGAGGAUAAGAACUCAACAAGCUAUUAGAAAGGCAAUUAUUGAGGAAAAUGAACCCGUGUCUUGGAUUGCCGAUGAAGAUUUACUGAAUUUCCAUUUGAAAUGCCUCAGUUUGCUUUUGGAUGACAUCAGUGUUGGUGGAUUGGUGCCAGCCUUCUUAUUACCUGGAGAUAUGCAGAAAGAAGUUGCAAUGUCUCCAGACAAUCUCCUGAGCACUUUUAUGCUUGAGAAAGAAAGAAACCAGGCUCUGGGGAUAGCGGAUGAUUUAAAGGGACAACUGAAAGGGGCUGAGGACAGUCUGAAUCAAACUCUGAAAGAACUUGAGGCAAGCCAAACUGAGGCCAAAGCUGCACUUGAAAAGGGAUACAACAAAGGAAUCAAAGUAGCUACAAACAGCUACACGAACCAGAUGCCUGGGAUUCAAGACCAAGAAGACAUUGCAGAGGAGAGAGAUGAAGAGCAGGAGGUACAUACGUCUGAGCAACAUACGUCUGAGCAACAUGUUCCUGAUGUUGAUCCAGCUUUCACUAGCCAUGAAUACAGCCCCCAAAAUCAUUGCAACCCUUGCAGAAAUCCAGCGAUCUCACAUAUGCAAGAUUACUACCAAUUUAGCGAAAAAGCCCACUACCCCUACCUUUCACCGAAAAGUGCAGCAAAGGCAACAAUUGUGGAGCAGAAUAUGAAAAUUGACCAACUAAUUGGUAAGCACUCUUUCCACAAGCAUUCUUUCCACGACAAGAAUAUCUAUGUAUACCAUAAAAACUGUGAUUUUAAUGCUGUUGAUGUGAGAAUAUUUUCAGAUGAAGAUUUAAAUGUGUGCCCCACAUCUGAAAGAGUUAGCUUGCAUGAGAAUGUAGUAGAAGCAAGCGAAGACCAACAUAUUGAAAUUGACCCUAUAAAUGGUGUGGAAAAUAAUCUGCAACUGCCACCCAAAAUAGUUCAGUCGCUUGGGGAUGCUCAAAGAUUAAGUGGAGUGUCAAAUUUAAACGGUGAUAUAAUUGUCCCUUAUCCCCAUUUUGUUGACUUCCAUCCAAAUGGGAUUACAUGGGUAGUCAAAGCUCGAUUGGUCAGAAUGGUAGAAGUGUUUAAUCAGCUUUUACCUCAUACAACGCUGAUAUUGGUUUUACUUGAUGACCAGGGUGAUGCUAUGGAGGCAAGUGUAGGGCCUGAAGAAGUGUUCUAUUUCAGGGAGCAUCUUUUCGAGGGUAGGGUCUACCUUUUUAAAGGAGUCAGUAUUGUACCAGCUGAUGAGAAGUACAAUCUAGUACCGUACCACUACAAAAUGUGUUUUACUGAUGAUACAAGAGUAGAACAUGUAUAUAUCACAUGUGAUAGGACACCCCUUCAUUGGACUUACCGUGUAAGAUUACAAGAUAUCCAUCAUUUUGCCAAGAACUAUGUACAAUUGAUAGAUGUGGUUGGGUUGGUUGUCAUUGUCACUAAACAUCAAAGUACUAGAAAUGAAGAUUUGAUGAUGAGAGAUGUGGUUUUGCUUGAUAAAAGUAUGACGUUUGUUCGUCUUACUUUGUGGAAUGAAUUUGCAAUGAGAGAUGGGAUGCGUCUCCUUGAAACUCUGCACCAAAAUAAUAUUUUGUUUGCUACAGGGUUAAAGGUCGAUGAUUUUCAUGGUCCGUACCUUAGCACUUGCAAGAAGAGCAAAUUAUACGUUAACCAGUCAAUUCGGACAAACGGGAUUCCUGAAUGGUUUGCAAAAGACGAAAUUGCACAAAAGUCGGUAGCAUGGAAUCGCACACAUGGCUUUUCGCUCCCACAGGCAUUAAUAAUUUCAAAUGUCAGGAGAAUUCUAAUAAACCAAUUUGCGUUUUGGGCCAAUGUAAACUAUUAUCGCGUAAUUGGCCGCAUUGAAAAAAUAUAUGUUGAACAUCUAUGGAUUGAUUUAUGCAAUACAUGCUAUAACCAAGUUGACAAUCAAUACGGUUGGUUUAUGUGUAAACAUUGCGGCUAAGAACAUGUGCAGACUGUAACCAGGUAAUCAAUCCACACAUCUAUAAUGAGUAAUACAACUUAUAUGUAACAUAUAUAAAACGGUUGAAAUUUGCAUUUAUUGUAGGUAUAAUGCAAAGAUGGUCGUGAGAGACUCCACUGGCUCAAUGGAACUCUUGGUAAAGGACAUGAAGGCAGAAUUCAUCUUACAAUGUGUCCCUUCAUAUCUGAAGAAAUUAAUGUUAAAGGAUAAUGGGGCGCAAAUGCUCAAAGAUUAUAUUUCUCAGUUUUAUGAAUGUCCAUACGUGUUUAUUAUUCCUGCUCCAAAAUUUGGAUGCGUUGACCAUUGUGCUCCUUUGGUGACUUUUGUGUUAAAAGUUGAUUGGUCAGAAGAGUGUUGGCACAUUUUCAAAGGAAAAUCGAGAACUGGCAAAGAGACAUUGAAUUCGUCAUGAUAAGAAAUUUGUUAAUACAUUGAAAAUUACAUAAUGACAUUUUAUUUGUUAGGUUAAGUUUUACAAGA
Rhododendron vialii is the source of this 2511-nucleotide messenger RNA. RefSeq lists its product as uncharacterized. Lineage: Eukaryota; Viridiplantae; Streptophyta; Magnoliopsida; Ericales; Ericaceae. The record is from RefSeq and is a predicted model, not a curated record. Bases 1 to 2010 code for a protein of 669 amino acids. The transcript has 17 exons.